AAUGUGUCUGUCUGGAUCUGUAGCGUUUAUUUCUGCUACACUUUUAAUAAAACUCAAUUCAAUCUUUGACUGGAUUUAUUAUGAAGAUGAAGACUUUAUUGUGUCUGAUGAUGUUUAUAAUGAUCAGCUUCAUCUCGGUGAAAGCAAGAUGUCCCGGGGUGUGCGAAUGCCCGGCAGAGCGACCUGUGUGCCCACCGGGCGUAAGCACUGUGCCUGAUGGGUGCGGCUGCUGUAAGGUGUGUGCCGCUCAGCUGAACGAUGACUGUCAUGAAGGACGGCCCUGUGACCAUCAUAAGGGUCUUGAGUGUAACUAUGGAAACGAUGUGGCGAGUAUCCAUGGAAUCUGCAGGGCUAAACUUGAAGGGCGCUCGUGUGAAUACAACGGACGGAUGUAUCAGAACGGACAGAGUUUCCGUGCCGGUUGCAAACAUCAGUGCAUCUGUAUCGACGGAGCUGUCGGCUGUUCGCCCCUUUGCCCCACUGAUAUUCCUCUGGCCACGCCCUCCUGCCCCGCCCCCCGGCUGGUCAAAGUGCCCGGUCAAUGCUGCCUCAGCGUGGACUGCCACAGCAAGUCCUCGGUCCUGCCACCCGUCUUCAGACGACCACAACCUCCUCCCUACCUGUUCCCAGACCUGCACAAGUUCAAGAAGCCCGGGCCGAAACCACACCCCAACAAACCCAAAUACUCCCUGAGCAAUGAACUGACAGAGCUGGACAAAAAAUGGGAUAAACCACACAGUCGAAAGCACCUGCCAGCAUGGAAGCAAGCUGGGCGUCAAUGUGUCACCCAGACCACGAGCUGGACACCUUGUUCUCGCAGCUGUGGGAUGGGGGUGUCCUCUCGGGUCACCAACGACAACGCUCAGUGCAAACUGGUGAAGGAAUCCCGACUCUGCAACAUUCGGCCCUGCAGUUCUGUCGCUGUGCCCAUAAAGAAAGGGAAGAAAUGUUCUCGUACCCAGAAGUCUCCUGAACCUCUGCGUCUUCAUUACGCCGGUUGCCGCAGCGCUCACCUCUAUCAGCCCAACUACUGCGGUAUGUGCUUGGACGGACGAUGCUGCUCUCCACGCCGCACACAAACGGCCCCCGUGCUCUUCACGUGCCACGGCGGUGAGCGCUUCGAGAGGGCCGUCAUGUUCGUGCAGUCCUGCAAAUGCAACGAUGAAUGCGGGCACCUGAACGACGCAGCCCUGCCCCCUCAGCGCUGGCUGUACGGCGACAUGCACAAGUUCAUCGAUUAGGAUUUGUUUUUGUGAAGACCCCUGCCCUGCCCCAUCCCAGCAGACCCCCGAUAGAGUAGCGUUUCUAACUAAAACCAAUUAGACGCUAGACCAUGCAGGGCCUUUGUCGCACCUCAAAUCCACACGGGAAAGGCCAAGUUUGGUUUCUGAAUCCUUUUACCAGAGUGGAUUGGAGCUUUAGAAUAUAGACAUUUUAAUGAGGGUCCUGGCGGACAUCACCGAAAGGUUGUGAAUAUAUAGAUAGGAGUUUUAUGAUUGUCUAGCCCUCACCAGUAAACAGUGAUGCAUUCUGGAGCAUCUGCACAGGUGGACGCAUCUGGUCGUCUCGUGGACAUCAAUCAUUACACUCAUUGGAAGAACAUUAGCAAAAAGGAUUGUCAACGUAGCGGGACCAAACCCAAGUCCUUACACGGGCCGGUGUUUUUUCAGUAAUUUCUUUAAUCUGCCAAAUACAGUUGAUUUGGUUCGGUUGAAUUUGGACAUUCGACACAUUGAGAUGUCUUUCUUGACUAAAGGGACUUAAAGGAACUUUUUAAGAUGUAAAAUAAAUCUUUGGUGUCCCCAGAGUGCGUAUGUGACGUUUUAGCUCAAAAUAUCAUAUAGAUAAUUUAUUAUAAGAUGUUAAAUUGCCACUUUGUUGGUGUGAGCAAAAAUUUGCUGUUUUUGGGUGUUUUCUUUAAAUGCAAAUGAGCUGAUGCUAAUGCAAACACUGAUCACCAUAAUGGUGGUUUGUUGAAAUUGAAACUCAAUUGUGCUGUCAAUUAUUUUUUCUUGCGCUCUCUCUGCACUAAAUGGCAGUGCUGUGGUUGGAUUAAUGGGGAGUAUUAUUAUAAUAAGAUCCCCUUCUGACAUCACAAGGGGAGCCAAAUUUUAAUUACCUAUUUUUCAGGUUUGCAGAGAAUGGUUUAUCAUAACUAAGUUACUGGGUUGAUCUUUUUCACAUUGUCUAGGCUGAUACAAGCACUGGGGACCCAAUUAUAGCACUUAAACAGAUUUUCAUGAUAUGUCCCUUUUAAGUGUACUAUGGGACUCCUUCAGGAACAUUUGCCAAGUGCCACAGUGCCCUGGCGUCAAAACGUCGGCUCCCCAACACCAAACUAAUUACAAAUUCUGUUCUUUUGGGGGAAGAGAGGAACCCAGUAACCCUCUGGUUUGCAGUAAAACUUAUGUUAAAAACACCAGCAUAUGAUGUAAACAUGUAAUUUAAAAGUAAUGGGUGGGACGCUGCUCUGUAAUCUAUCACGUGAUGUCCGUGUUUUAUGACACCGGCCUCUAUUUCUGCCUCGUGGCACUGGUACGUGAGAUGAAGGAGGUGACGUCAUGCAAUCUGUUCUCCGAGUCGACCGAAGGAAUGAGGGUUUUAUCCGAGGCGUUGUAAUGCAAGAAGCAAUGAGCCCUUACAGUCAAAGCAUCAUUGUGUUUUUGCAGCUGUUGGGAAAUAUAAAAAAUAAGUCUGACUUGUAAAGUAGAUUUAUAUAUUUUCUGAUGAAUAUUUCUGCCGUAAUGCUUGAUGUGUUUGUGUGGUGAUUACCACAGGGUAAUAUGUAGCUGAUUCAAGAGUUCAUCCUCCCUCCAACAUCACUCAUAUAUAACUUUAUCAUACUUAAUCAUUCAGCAAACUGAAAGGGAUAGUUCACCCAAAAAUGAAAAUUCAUUUAUUCAUCCUCACAUGGUUUUAAACCUGUAUGAGUUUUUUUCUGAUGAACACAAAAUAAGAUAUUUUUAUAAAUGAUGGUAAACACACAGCUGACGGUACCAAUGUAAUGUUUUUAGUAAGCCAUGUUUGUUAAAACGAGUUAUAUUUCGUAGUUUAACUAAGGUCAAGUCCUGGCUUAAACUAAUCCCUGUCCAGGAAACCAUCCCAAAAGGUUCAGGUUCAAGCAGAGAGGUUUAAAGACAGUUUCGCAAAAAAGUCUUUGGAUAUUAUUAUAUAAAAUAAGGAGCAGGUGUGAGUAAACUGCAGGACAGUCAUAUAAAUGUCAAAUAAAGAGCAUCUCAGUCUGGCUAUUGCUAUUGCAAUCCCAUCUGAUCAGAAUUUUAUAUGACUUUAUUAAAAACACUUUUGUGAAACUCUCUAUAAAGUGUCUUAUGUGACUUUUGUAAUCAGGUGACAUCAGAAAAGCCAGCACGUGAUAAAAUACUUUAUUAAACCACAUUUGGAUACUGAUUCUGGACUAAAUUUUGUGUAAUAACCCUAGUUUCACAGACAAGACAAGACUUAGUCUUAGUCCAAGACUAAGACACAUGUUUGAGCAGUCUCGACUCACAAUAACUUGCACUGACAUUUUAAAACAUGCCAGCAGCACCAUGGAUUUGUCUCAGUAUACACGCCAGUAAUCAUUUUCUAAUGUUUAUAAAAGAUGCUUAAACAUCUUAACUAAGGGUUAGUCCUGGCUUUAGCUAAGCCUGGUCUUAAAAGCAGGCCAAAGUGGUCUUUUAUUUGAUUAAUGCUGAAGAAAACCCCUCACCACGUAUCAUAUAAACCAAUUCUCUGCAGUCGUGGGAUCUUUUUCAUACGUUAUAAACACUGUGUUAGUGUAGUUUUCAUGUAAAAGCAUCUCUGCCUUCAACAUUGUACCUUGUCAACAUGAAUAAGUGAUUCAUAUCUUUCACAGUAUUGAAUCUAAGGCCUUAUGAAAUCAAUUUUUUUCCAAAUUCCGUUUUAUUUUAUUUUUUCAGGAUUCUGGUCUUAAUGGUUAAACUAAAUUUCAGUUACAAAAAGCAAUUUAACAAUUUAUUAAAGUAAACAUAUGACAUUUUUUGAGAUGCUAAAUAAGUCUUUGGUGUCCCCAGAGCGCGUAUUUGAAGUUUUAGCUCAGAAUAGCCCACAGAAAAUGUAUUAUAACAUCUUAAAAGUGCCAAUUUAUAGGCCUGCGCAAAACUGUGUCGUUUUUGAGUGUCAUUCAAAAUGCAAAUGACCUGAUUAAAGCAAACACUGAUCACCAUAAUGGUGGUUGGUUGAAACUCAA
Paramisgurnus dabryanus is the source of this 4210-nucleotide messenger RNA. Its product is annotated as CCN family member 1. Gene Ontology annotation, cellular component: extracellular region. Gene Ontology annotation, molecular function: integrin binding; heparin binding. The record is from RefSeq and is a predicted model, not a curated record. Lineage: Eukaryota; Metazoa; Chordata; Actinopteri; Cypriniformes; Cobitidae. Gene Ontology annotation, biological process: signal transduction; positive regulation of cell differentiation; positive regulation of cell migration.